GGUGCUGCAGCAGCCGCAGCGCCGGCAGCGGCUCGGGCUCCCGCUCCCGGGCAUUUAAAGGGGACGCGGCGGCGGCCCGGGGGGAUGGGGGUCAAGUGGAGGGGACGGCUCAGACGCACAUCAUCCACGGUCCCUCUGGACUGGAGGGACUCGUGAGCCGAAGCCAAGAAAUCCGGGGGUGGAUAAGACACCGCGUCCCCUUCCAAUUCCCGUAAGCACCGCUUACUCCAUCCUGCGCCUAAAUACCUUACCUAGACCCCCUCCCCACUCCUUACACUUCAAACUCUGCCAGGACAGAGUUCUGCCGCCACUGUUCCCACCCUGAGAGAGAAACUUAGAGAUCCUGACCUCUUUUGGAGACCCUCUUGGUGACCACAAGGAUUUGAUCACUCAGGACAAAGCUGCGAGAGGAGCUCUGCAGAACAGCUGGAGGCCAACAGAGUCCCUAGAGGCGGUGAUGAUGAGUGGGUGUCUUCCAGUUGCUGGCCUCCGAUGCCUGACUAGGGUAUGCCGUGGCCUGGCGAGGGAGGCUUCUACCUUCCCAAGCCCCACUGCUUCUCCUGCUGCCCGCUUGCUUCGGACUCUGGCAGAAACCCCACCUGCUGACACGUUCCUCCCAGGGAAUUGGCAAGUGAUUAGUGAUCAGCUGUCAGCACAGGGCUCUAAAAUCCCUGGAGAAGCUCUGUCUCAUCCCUGGACCCCUAUCCAGAGCCAUCUGUCUGGAAGCAGCUCCCAGAGAACCCCCCUGGGUCUUAUGUGGUCUUGGACGUGCCAGCGCCUUUGGCCGUGGCCCGCUAACCAGCCUCUCCCUGGCCGGCUCCCGCCGCGCCCCCUCUUGCUUGUCCCUUCUUCCUCCUCCUGCUCCCCUCCCUCCUGCUCCCAGGACAGCGGGAUGGCUGCUCAAGGCACACCGCGCUUCCUUUUGACCUUCGACUUCGACGAGACCAUUGUGGACGAAAACAGCGACGACUCCAUCGUGCGCGCUGCGCCGGGCCAGCGGCUGCCCGAGAGCCUGCGAGCCACCUACCGCGAGGGGUUCUACAACGAAUACAUGCAGCGCGUCUUCAAGUACCUGGGUGAGCAGGGCGUGCGGCCUCGGGACCUAAGCGCUAUCUACGAGGCCAUCCCCCUGUCUCCGGGUAUGGGAGACUUGCUGCAGUUUGUGGCCAAGCAGGGCUCCUGCUUCGAGGUUAUUCUCAUCUCGGAUGCCAACACCUUUGGUGUGGAGAGCGCUCUGCGCGCCGCCGGCCACCACAGCCUGUUCCGCCGCAUCCUCAGCAACCCAUCUGGGCCUGACGCUCAGGGACUGCUGGCGCUGCGGCCCUUCCACACGCAUAGCUGCACGCGCUGCCCAGCCAACAUGUGCAAGCACAAGGUGCUCAGCGACUACCUGCGCGAGCGGGCCCACGAUGGUGUGCACUUCGAGCGCCUCUUCUACGUGGGCGACGGUGCGAAUGAUUUCUGCCCCAUGGGGCUGCUGGCGGGCGGUGAUGUGGCCUUCCCGCGCCGCGGCUACCCCAUGCACCGCCUCAUUCAGGAGGCACAGAAGGCCGAACCCAGCUCCUUCCGUGCCAGCGUGGUGCCCUGGGAAACGGCCACCGAAGUGCGCCUCCAUCUGCAACAGGUGCUGAAGACGUGCUGAGCACUGCCGCUAGAGGGGGCGCCCGGGGCAAGAGCGGGGAGGAAGGGCGGGGAGGGGAAACUGGGAAAGACAAACCUAGUUUUACUACUCCCUUUCCCCUUUGGCUUUGCUAUGUCCCUCCGGAAAUUUCUGGAAUUUCGUUCAUUUGGGGGCCGGGAGAGGAGUUCUGAAUGGUCCUUAACUAUGCAGUUAACCCAGAUCGGCUGCUGUCCCCUGCAGCAAACCGUUUAA
Messenger RNA from Marmota monax (woodchuck), 1873 nucleotides. It is a transcript of the gene Phospho1, whose product is annotated as phosphoethanolamine/phosphocholine phosphatase 1. Gene Ontology annotation, biological process: bone mineralization involved in bone maturation. Lineage: Eukaryota; Metazoa; Chordata; Mammalia; Rodentia; Sciuridae. Bases 458 to 1642 code for a protein of 394 amino acids. The record is from RefSeq and is a predicted model, not a curated record. The transcript is spliced from 5 exons. Gene Ontology annotation, molecular function: phosphatase activity.